AUGGACGACAAUUCAACUCGCGUCGCAGACUACCUCGACGAUAGGCUGCAGACGCUCGGCGACCUCGACUCGCUCCACGACCUAUUGGCCACCAUCACCACCCAGCACGGCCUGCUCAAGAAACAGCUCCACGAUGCCCAGCGCGACCUUCACAACGCCAAAGACGCUGCCCACGCUCACCAUGACUCCCUCACCCAGCGUGCAGACGCUUUUAGGCACGAGCAGGCCGACAUUGACCGUCGCCUCAUGGUCAUAACCGCCUCGGAGACAAGCGACGAAGCCGUGCCCCGCUUCGCUGAGGUGCUCGACACGCUUCACCGUCUGGAUGUCGCCACCAACUAUGUAGACCUGUUGGCAGAAGUGGACAAGCUCAGUAAACAAGCCCAGGCAAAACUCCAGACGUCCAGCGAAGCCGCCCUCGCGCCGUACAAGCAGCUGCGUGCCAUUCACACGCGCCUCAUCAACCUGCAAGAAGACGCAGAGGGUGCCGCGCCCCAGCUGGUCUACUACGUCAGUAAAAUCACCCAUGCCCUGCGCACCAAGAUUCUCGACGCCUUCUCUGCCCAGCUCGAAUAUACGCUCAAGAAGAUACGUUGGCCCUUGCCCAAUGCAACUAUACCCACAAAUCUGCGCGAAGAAUGGGAGACUGCUAUUAUCAAGCUUCUCGAUCUGCAAUUGCCCGAGCUCGAGGGCAUGAGCUAUGCCAAUGGUUCUGGGAACAAGGUCAAGCUGCCGCCAGUGCUGUUCCCCAUGGAGGUACUGGUGCAGCCGCUCGAGAUGCGGUUCCGCUACCAUUUUGAAGGCGACAAGCCUACGAACCGAAUUGAUCGACCCGAGUAUUUUCUUUCACACAUCACCACGCUUCUGAACGACUACAGCGGAUUCGUCAAUGACCAUGUCCAGCCUGUUCUGCUACGCCACUUCCGCGGAACCGAUCUUGCGCUCAAUCCCGUCUACAUUGAUGCCAUGUCGGCCUUCAUAACUGCCCUACUACCCAUGCUGCGCACCAAGAUUGGCUCGUUGCUGCCCAAGGUUGCUGACCAGCCACAGCUCUUGAGCCACCUGAUACACGAGGUGAUGAACUUUGACACGGACCUCCGAGACACGUGGGGUUACGAUGCUGGUCAUGGCGUUGAAGGCUGGAAGGGGCUUUCAUGGGAAUUCCUCGUACAGGGUGAUUGGUUCGGACGGUGGCUGCAGGUGGAAAAGGAUUUUGCCCUAUCCCGCUAUCAGAACAUUGUCGAGGCUCCAGACUUUGGUGAUCUUGACUAUGAGAGCGUCGAUCCCAAAGCCACCAAGCCCACAAAAGGAGCGAUCCGCGUAAACGACCUGCUCGAGACCAUAACGGAUCGCUACAGGCCUCUAACUUCGUUUAGCCAGAAACUCACCUUCCUGAUUGAUAUUCAGAUUGCCAUCUUUGACAAGUUGCACGAGAGGCUGCAGAGCAAUCUCGAAGCGUACCUGACGAUGACUACGUCGCUGGGUCGUGCCAUGGGUGGUAUCACCAAAGAGGAACAGGAAAAGCUGCUUGGCGUCGAAGGACUGGAGCGCCUUUGCAAAACCUUUGGCAGUGCAGAUUAUCUCGAACGGGCCAUGCGUGAUUGGAGCGACGAUGUGUUUUUCCUGGAUAUCUGGGAGGAGCUACAAGAUCGCGCUCGUAGCCCGACCAGUAAUAUUGGUACCAUGACUGUUGCAGAUGUGGCCGGACGCACGUCAAAAAAAGUUGAGAGCGACGACAUGGAAGCAGGUUCGCUGUUUGACGAAACGGCAUCGUGGUACGCACGCCUUCGUGACCGCAGUGAGAAGAUUAUCAUCGACACACUGAACAGCAACGUGCGCGAGGCGCUGCGUGCAUAUCGGCACAUCAACCCGUGGGCCACGCUGGGUGGGCCCUCGGCUUCAAGUUCCGCUGCUGAACCCUCGCCGACCGCAGAGCUGGAUCCAUUGCUUGUUUAUCUGCGCACAACACUAGCGUUCCUUUCACGCGCCCUUGCCUCUGCGCCAUUGCGCCGCAUCACCCGGGCCAUGCUGACUACCAUUUCGACGGUGUUUUGGGAGAACGUACUGAGUCGGUACCGCUUCUCCACCCAGGGUGCCACACAGUUACACGCUGAUGUCUUGGCUGUGUGCCGCGUCGUCGACAAGCAUGUUGGCCCUGGUGUGGCAGAAACGGGACUGAGAAAGUGUCUCGAGGGUGUGAAACUUGUUGGCUUACCGGUCAAAGGCGGUCCAUCUAGUACAUCAGGCCAGGAUGAGGCCAAGCAUGACGACGGUGGCGAGGAUAACGAAGAUUGGGACACGGAGGCUUGGGGCGCUGUAGAAGACGGUGAUGAGGAUCCGUCGGAUGUUGCGCCAAAAGCAAAGCACCCCGGUGACACGACGUCAUUGGGCGGUGGAAAUGAGACUGGCGCUGCUGCUGGGGCUGAAGAGCUGCUGGGGCUGUGGGAAGUGGAAAAGCGGCUGUUUGCGGAUAACCAGGCGGCUAGGGAUGUGCUAGAUGAGUUGGGCCUCGAGCUACUGAGUGAGACGGAAGCGAGGUCUUUGCUGAGGCGCAGGGUUGAAUUGGCUGGUUAA
Molecule: messenger RNA, 2574 nt
Organism: Bipolaris victoriae FI3
Lineage: Eukaryota; Fungi; Ascomycota; Dothideomycetes; Pleosporales; Pleosporaceae
Exons: 6
Coding region: 1-2574 (857 amino acids)
Biological process (GO): regulation of ER to Golgi vesicle-mediated transport; retrograde vesicle-mediated transport, Golgi to endoplasmic reticulum; endoplasmic reticulum to Golgi vesicle-mediated transport
Cellular component (GO): Dsl1/NZR complex
Source: RefSeq, a predicted model, not a curated record